AUGCCUCCUAUAAAGAAUCGACCGAAUUGCGCUUUGGAGCGUCGCGGGCUACGGAGGAUAAGGGACUAUACACUUCGGAGCGUAGUGGUGGCGGAUGAAAGCCCUUCGAACGAUAUCGAACCGACCGAACUAUACGCUUUGGAGCGUUGCGGGCUACAGAGGAUAAGGGGUUAUACGCUUCGGAGCGUAGUGGUGGCGGAUGAAAGCCCUUCGAACGGUCAGUCUGCUGACCCCAUCAUACCGCAAAGUCAUACUAACCAUGCCUCCUAUAAAGAAUCGACCGAAUUGCGCUUUGGAGCGUCGCGGGCUACGGAGGAUAAGGGGCUAUAUGCUUCGGAGCGUAGUGGUGGCGGAUGA
Messenger RNA from Blastomyces gilchristii SLH14081, 357 nucleotides. RefSeq lists its product as uncharacterized. The record is from RefSeq and is a predicted model, not a curated record. The coding region runs from base 1 to 357 and encodes 118 amino acids. The transcript has 2 exons. NCBI's taxonomy places the organism in Eukaryota, Fungi, Ascomycota, Eurotiomycetes, Onygenales, Ajellomycetaceae.